AUGGAUGACACAAUCAUCUGGAAGGAUGACACAACCAUCUGGGAGGAUGACACAAUCAUCUGGGAAGAUGACACAAUCAUCUGGAAGGAUGACACAACCGUCUGGAAGGAUGAUACAACCAUCUGGAAGGAUGACACAAUCAUCUGGGAGGAUGACACAAUCAUCUGGAAGGAUGACACAAUCAUCUGGAAGGAUGACACAAUCAUCUGGGAAGAUGAUACAACCAUCUGGGAAGAUGACACACCCAUCUGGGAGAAUGACACAACUAUCUGGGAGGAUGACACAAUCAUCUCAAAGGAUGACACAACCAUUUCAACAAGGUGGUGCAAGGGCCACAUCCUAAAAUAUUUGCUCUGGUGA
Messenger RNA from Haliotis rufescens (red abalone), 360 nucleotides. Its product is annotated as coiled-coil domain-containing protein 70-like. The record is from RefSeq and is a predicted model, not a curated record. The coding region runs from base 1 to 360 and encodes 119 amino acids. Lineage: Eukaryota; Metazoa; Mollusca; Gastropoda; Lepetellida; Haliotidae. The transcript has a single exon.